CUCACUACUCACCAGAACUACAUCCAGACCUCACAAAAUGGGCGAAAAGAAUCCCGGAGCCGGCCACAAGAGCCCACCCGUCGAGGUAUCAUGGCUGAAGCGCGACGUCCUCCUCUUCGCCAACAGCAUCGGAGCCACAGCUGAUGAGCUACACUACCUCUACGAACUCCACCCCAACUUCGCCGCCUUCCCGACCUACCCCAUCAUCCUCCCGUUCAAAAACAACACCCAAGAAGUCAUCGACUUCUACGCCGCACAAGCCUCCUCCCGCCCCGACAUCCCGGGCGUCCCCAAACUCGACUCCCGCCGCGUACUCGAUGGCGAGCGCAAAAUGAUCUUUUACAAACCCAUCCCGACCACCUCCGCGGGCUCGAAAUUCGAGUCCCGGCAUAAAGUCCUCGGUGUCUACGACAAAGGCAAGCCCGGGACGGUGAUGGAGACGCAGACGGAUAUCGUGGACGCCAAGUCCGGGGAGGUAUAUUGCAGUAUGAUCGGCUCGGCGUUCUUUGUUGGGCAAGGAAACUGGGGUGGACCAAAGGGUCCCAAGGGAGAGAACUUCCCGCCGCCAGAGGGCAAGAAGCCGGAUGCGGUGCAUGAGAAUGUCACGACGGAGGAGACGGCCGCACUGUACCGGUUGAAUGGAGACUAUAACCCGCUGCACAUUGACCCGGAGCCGGGCAAGAAGAUGGGAUUCGGAGGGGUGAUUAUUCACGGACUGUACUCGUGGAAUGUCACGGCGCAUGCGUUGGUCAAGUUGAUCGGUGGAGGGGAUCCCGCGAGUAUACGGGAGUAUGCGGCGAGGUUUGCAUCUCCCGUGAAGCCAGGGGACACUGUUGUGACUGAAAUUUGGAAGACGGGGAAGGUGGAUGGGGAGGGGUGGGAGGAGGUGAGGUUUCAUGCUAAGGUUAAGGGCGGGAAGGUUUGUUUGAGUAAUGGACGGGCAAAGAUGAGGGUUGCGAAGCAGGGUGGGAGUAAGUUGUAAAUGUUGACAAUGUAGCUAUGAUCAG
Messenger RNA from Zymoseptoria tritici IPO323, 1007 nucleotides. RefSeq lists its product as uncharacterized. The coding region runs from base 38 to 982 and encodes 314 amino acids. Gene Ontology annotation, cellular component: peroxisome. The record is from RefSeq and is a predicted model, not a curated record. The transcript has 2 exons. Lineage: Eukaryota; Fungi; Ascomycota; Dothideomycetes; Mycosphaerellales; Mycosphaerellaceae.